This is a messenger RNA of Mesitornis unicolor (brown roatelo), 1444 nucleotides long. It is a transcript of the gene SPOP, whose product is annotated as speckle-type POZ protein. Lineage: Eukaryota; Metazoa; Chordata; Aves; Mesitornithiformes; Mesitornithidae. The record is from RefSeq and is a predicted model, not a curated record. Bases 1 to 1125 code for a protein of 374 amino acids. Gene Ontology annotation, biological process: regulation of proteolysis; proteasome-mediated ubiquitin-dependent protein catabolic process. Gene Ontology annotation, molecular function: ubiquitin protein ligase binding. Gene Ontology annotation, cellular component: nucleus; cytoplasm. The transcript has 9 exons.
AUGUCAAGGGUGCCGAGUCCUCCUCCUCCGGCAGAAAUGUCGAGUGGACCCGUAGCAGAGAGCUGGUGCUACACUCAGAUCAAGGUGGUGAAGUUUUCCUACAUGUGGACCAUAAACAACUUCAGCUUCUGCCGGGAAGAAAUGGGUGAGGUCAUCAAAAGCUCAACGUUUUCAUCUGGAGCCAAUGAUAAACUCAAGUGGUGUUUACGUGUGAACCCGAAAGGCUUGGAUGAAGAAAGCAAAGAUUAUCUCUCCCUCUAUCUGUUGCUGGUGAGCUGUCCGAAAAGUGAAGUUCGAGCAAAGUUCAAAUUCUCCAUCCUGAACGCUAAAGGAGAAGAAACAAAAGCGAUGGAGAGCCAGCGAGCCUAUCGAUUUGUACAAGGCAAGGACUGGGGAUUCAAAAAAUUCAUUAGAAGAGACUUUCUUUUGGAUGAAGCCAAUGGACUUCUUCCAGAUGACAAACUCACUCUCUUCUGUGAGGUGAGUGUGGUGCAGGACUCUGUCAACAUCUCCGGCCAGAACACCAUGAACAUGGUGAAGGUACCCGAGUGCCGCUUGGCCGAUGAGCUGGGAGGACUGUGGGAGAACUCGCGCUUCACAGACUGCUGCCUGUGCGUUGCAGGCCAGGAGUUCCAGGCACACAAAGCCAUACUCGCAGCGCGUUCCCCGGUUUUCAGCGCCAUGUUUGAGCAUGAGAUGGAAGAGAGCAAAAAGAACCGGGUUGAAAUCAAUGAUGUGGAGCCUGAAGUUUUUAAGGAAAUGAUGUGCUUUAUUUACACGGGGAAAGCACCAAAUCUUGACAAAAUGGCUGAUGACUUACUGGCAGCUGCUGACAAGUACGCGCUGGAGCGCCUGAAGGUGAUGUGUGAGGAUGCCCUGUGCAGUAACCUGUCUGUGGAGAACGCAGCCGAAAUCCUCAUCCUGGCUGACCUACACAGUGCUGAUCAGCUGAAAACUCAAGCAGUGGACUUCAUUAACUAUCACGCUUCUGACGUCAUGGAGACAUCAGGCUGGAAGUCCAUGGUAGUGUCGCAUCCCCAUUUGGUGGCCGAGGCCUAUCGCUCUUUGGCCUCUGCGCAGUGUCCCUUUCUGGGACCCCCACGUAAGCGACUGAAGCAAUCCUAAAAUCCCGUCCGUCACACCACCCCAUGUUUUUCUGGAAGCAGCAUCAGUUGUUGCUGCUGUAACCUUGACCACCAGGUAGACAGCGAAAUGUGUGGAGCUUUUACUCUGUUGUUGGGGGGAAGAGACUGCUUCGUGACACCCAGACUUUUUAAAACAGCACCAAGUAACUUGGGGAGAGGGGGGAGGGUGGGCCUGGGGCUCUGGGGCUGUUCAACCUAAUGAAUCCCUGUCGCUGCAUCGUCUGUGUGUUCCCUUCGACUUGGCUGAGUCAAUUAAAUACAGGGUUUGGUUUAGGCACCGACCCAAGUCGGAAUAACCC